GCAGUUUGAAAGUGCGGUUUUAGCUGUAUCGAAAAAGAUAUUGCUUCUUCACUUCUCGCUCGUUUCCUCCCUCUCAGAACCCUAAACCCUUCCCCACAAUGGCUUCUUCUCUUCCGGUCCGCCAUGUUCGUCAUUUCUGCGCCGCCACCAACUCCACAAUCUCCAUCUCCAAAGCGAAAGCAAAACUUCGUUCCGAGUAUGACCCCGACAAGGCCCUAGAAAUCUACUCCUCCGUCUCCGACCAUUACACCUCCCCUGUCUCCUCUCGCUACGCUCAGGAAUUCACUGUUCGGCGCCUCGCCAAAUCUCGACGCUUUGACGACAUCGAAACCCUAAUCGAAUCCCACAAAAAAGACCCCAAAAUCACCCACGAACCCUACCUCUCUACCUUGAUACGAUCCUAUGGCCGAGCCGGGAUGUUCGAUCACGCCCUCAAGACUUACAAUCAGAUGGACGAGCUUGGAACGCCGAGAUCGGUUAUAUCCUUCAACGCGCUCCUCUCUGCUUGCAACCAGUCAAAGCUGUUCGACCAGGUGCCCAAGCUUUUCUCUGAGAUCCCACACAAGUUCAACAUUUUGCCCGAUAAAAUUUCGUAUGGUAUACUGGUUAAAUCCUUCUGUGAGUCGGGUACACUGGAGAAGGCCAUAGCGACUCUUGAAGAAAUGGAGGAGAAAGGAAUUGAGGUAACUGCUAUAACUUUUACGACGGUUUUGGAUGGUUUGUAUAAGAAGGGGGAGAGCGAAACUGCUGAGAAGCUGUGGAAUGACAUGGUGGCAAAGGGGUGUUCGCUGGAUGUUGCGUGCUAUAAUGUUAGGAUCGUGUAUGCUCAUGGCGGUUCACCAGAGGGUGUGAAGGCCUUGAUUGAAGAGAUGAGCGACGCAGGGCUGAAACCCGACACCAUUAGUUAUAAUUAUUUAAUGACUUCGUACUGUAAGGGUGGGAUGAUGGAAGAAGCUAAGAAGGUUUACGGUGAAUUGGAGAGUAAUGGGUGCCAUCCAAAUGCUGCAACUUUUAGGACUUUGAUAUUUUAUUUGUGCAGAGCAGGGGAUUUCGAGGAGGGGUAUAAGGUUUUCAAGAACAGCGUGAAGCUGCAUAAAAUUCCUGAUUUUGGGACGUUGAAGCAUUUGUUGGAGGGUUUGGUGAAGAAAUCGAAAAUUAAGGAGGCAAAAGGAUUGACGCGGACAGUGAAGAAGAAGUUCCCCUCUAACUUCUUGAAUGCUUGGAAGAAACUGGAGGAAAAUCUUGGCUUGACUUCUGCUGCUGCUGCUGAUGAUGACGACGAUGUGCUCCAGCACCCAGCGAGGCUGCCCUGUAAGUGAUGGUGGAACUGUUGCUAGUGGGUAUUAAAUUGUAUUGUUCACCACAGCGUUAGAUAUUUAAACCAGAGGAGUUCCUCGCUUGGUCUGUGACUGCAAAUGAUUCAAUCUGAUUGAAAUGUGAAUUGUUAGUGUGAGGGACAAUGCAGAUGAGCGAUGCUGGUUUUGGCCCUUGGGUAUUGCCUUUGGGAGCCAUGUUGAGAGCUCCAAAUGGAGAUAUUUUUUUGCUUAAAAGAUGUUUUAAGGUCUCCCAGUUAAUUGGUUUCUACAA
This is a messenger RNA of Malania oleifera, 1587 nucleotides long. RefSeq names its product small ribosomal subunit protein mL103 (rPPR7)-like. Lineage: Eukaryota; Viridiplantae; Streptophyta; Magnoliopsida; Santalales; Ximeniaceae. Bases 99 to 1319 code for a protein of 406 amino acids. The record is from RefSeq and is a predicted model, not a curated record. The transcript has a single exon. Gene Ontology annotation, molecular function: protein binding.